UGUGUCCGUCGGCAGAUGGCGCUGUCGAGACAUGUGAGUUUGAGUGAAAAGACAGCGGUGCUGUUCUAAAGUAGUGUGUGUGUGUCUGCGUUUGCAGUGUUUUAAGUGUACUUAAUACCUAACACCUUUUGCUAAAUGUGCCGUUUCGUCUUCUUGGAUUAAUUUUCUGACCAGACCUUCACAGAUUGUGCACUGUUAUAGUCGUACAUCGCGAAUCUUCUCUCAGUCUAAUUGACAACAGUUGAUCUUCGUCAGGUCGAGCGCGUUUAACCUAAUGUAAACAAACCUCCGUCCGCGGCCGAAGAUUAGCUUUAUUCAUCCUCACAUUACCCUGGAUUUACCGUCAGCAGCUUUCGCUUACCUGCAAAGUGAGCUGUGGUCAGCGGGAGAUGGUUUGGCCGUGCAGGCAGGCCUUGGACUGAAGUUAAAGCCGUUUAUUUGAGUCUUGUCAGAGUGUCAGAUUCCUCUCGAGGCCUCACAUCUUUGGAUGAGGAAGUGAACGGAUCGAGCUCACCCAGGAGAAAGGAUCCCAUUUCAUGGGAGAAUCCUCUUUCCUUUACUCCUGGGUGAAUCAGUGAUCAGUCAAAAUGGAUGAGCAGGAGGCCCUGAAUUCCAUCAUGCAAGACCUGGCGGUGUUGCAUCGAUCCAGUCGACCAUCUGUUCUGUCUGACCUGGCCAAACCCAAGGCCUCCUCUCCCAAGAACCAGAAUGAUGUGAGGGUGAAGUUUGAGUACAGAGGAGAGAAGAGGAUCCUGCAGUUUCCUCGGCCUGUCAGUCUAGAAGAUCUGAGCGCUAAAGCUAAAGUCGCUUUUGGACAGAGCAUGGACCUGCAUUACACCAAUAAUGAGCUUGUGAUUCCAUUGAGUACUCAGGAUGAUCUGGAUAAAGCUGUGGAGCUGCUGGAUCGCUCGGUGCAUAUGAAGAGCCUAAAAAUCUUGCUGGUGCUCCCCUCAUGGAGUCAGAACUGUGUCUCCAGUAAGGACCUGUUGCCAACUCAUGACAUCUUGGACAACACAGACUUCAGUGCUCCAGAUAAAAAGAGCAUGCUGGCACACAUAGGUUCUCAGUCAACAGAUCGCAGCUCCCCUCCUCCAGGUUAUAUUCCUGAUGCUCUGCAGCAGGUGGCCAGAAACGGCUCUUUCACCAGCAUCAACAGUGAGGGCGAGUUCAUCCCAGAGAGCAUGGACCAGAUGCUGGACCCUUUGUCAAUGAGCAGUCCUGAGAAUUCAGCAUCAGGCAGCUGUCCUUCAUUGGACAGUCCACUUGACAGUGAUACCUAUCCCAAAUCCCGAAUGCCUCGAGCCCUGAGCUACCCUGAUAACCAUCAAGAGUUCCCCGAGUAUGAUAUACCAGUGUUCGAAAAAACAGGGAAAGGAGGAACCUAUCCUAGACGAUAUCACAUACCAUUUGGUCUGCAGGACUACAGCGACGGACGGAAGACUUUUCCCAGGGCCCGGCGGACACAAGCUCAUGGUUUUCGUUCUCCGGUGAGUUUCAGUCCUACUGAGCAGCAGAGCCCCAGCACUAGUAGUGGAAGCAGCAUCUUCACUCCUGAGCUUGAGGAACCGGGACGCAGACGCCGCGGCAGUGACAUCGAGCCCAGCUCCAACCCUACUCUAUCAGUCAUGGACAUCAGCCCUCCCAGCCGCUCCCCUCGUGCUCCAACAAACUGGCGUCUUGGGAAGCUUUUGGGACAAGGAGCGUUCGGGCGAGUGUUUUUAUGCUACGAUGCAGACACUGGCAGAGAACUGGCUGUUAAGCAGGUGCAGUUUGACCCAGAUAGCCCAGAAACCAGCAAGGAGGUGAGUGCUCUGGAGUGUGAGAUUCAGCUGCUGAAAAAUCUCUUUCACGAGCGCAUUGUUCAGUACUACGGGUGCUUGCGGGACACACAUGAAAAAACACUUUCCAUCUUUAUGGAGUACAUGCCUGGGGGCUCCAUUAAAGACCAGCUGAAGUCGUACGGUGCUCUGACGGAGAAUGUCACACGUAAAUACACACGGCAGAUACUAGAAGGUGUUUGCUACCUGCACAGUAACAUGAUCGUCCACAGGGACAUCAAAGGUGCCAAUAUCCUUCGGGACUCUGCAGGUAACGUGAAACUGGGUGACUUUGGAGCGAGUCGGCGGCUCCAAACCAUCUGCCUGUCUGGAACGGGCAUCAAGUCAGUGACAGGUACACCCUACUGGAUGAGCCCUGAGGUCAUCAGUGGAGAGGGUUACGGCAGGAAAGCUGAUAUCUGGAGCAUCGGCUGCACUGUAGUGGAGAUGUUGACUCAGCGGCCCCCGUGGGCGGAGUUCGAAGCGAUGGCUGCCAUUUUUAAAAUCGCCACACAGCCAACCAACCCCACCUUGCCACCUCACGUGUCGGACCACUGCCGUGACUUCCUUAAACGGAUUUUUGUGGAGACUAAACAGCGUCCCGCUGCUGAGGACCUUUUACGGCACACUUUUGUCCACUAGCCACACCCCCUUCCAACUCUGACCGAUUAGAGACUUCCAUAAGUGUCUAUAGGACCAUCCCCUUUUCAGACUCCUCCCGGCAGGCCUUACUGGACCAGAGGGCAAAGCAAAGAGGGCAGUGGCCUAGUUGCACUCCUCCGCUGGGGCAGGAGGGGGAUUUGGAGCAGCUUGAUUCUGUACGAAAACAUUGCACCUUAAUUUCACUCAGGGGUAAGUACCCCUAAAGACUAAAGGGUAUCGGUACCCCCUCCGAAAGACUAAAGGAUGUUGUCUUUUAAAGGCGUCCUUUUAUUUGGUUUUUAAUGUUUGUGAUUGUGGAGAGCCGCUUGCGUUCUGGAUGCACUGGGUUAAUGCAGGAAGAUCAAGGAAUGUCAAGCCCCAGAAGAAGACAGGUACGCCAAUACGCUGCUAAAUGGUUAAAGAAAAUAAGUAAUUAACAAAACCGAAUGGAUGUACGGGACUCUGCAGUCCAGCUGUCAUGGCUUCUAAAGUUCUCAUGUUUUUGCACAGUCCUCCUACGACAUGAACUCAAAGAUCUUACUGUAGAAUAUUUACUCGCUAUGCUGUACGAACAUUUACGUUGAACUCUCGCUCACCUUCCGAUUACAACCACAUUACCGGAGUGUGUUCGCUCUUUCGAUUUGUCAGGAUCUUUUACACACUCCCUCUGUUUUUUUUGUUUUUUUUUACCGGGUGCCUUUUUUUUUUUUUAAACAAAUGUCUCCUUUCUGUUUUUUUCCUUGUAUCUUCCUCCUCCGACCAUUUUUCUAGAAUUUUAUAGAUUUGAUGCACAGCUACUCAUGAAUCUUUCGGACUUUGAUCUGUACAGGAAUUAGUUAGGACAGUUUGGCUCUUCAUACUGUUUCUAGAUAAGCGUAAGCAGCUCCGCUCUGCCUUUCUCUCCCCUUGGUCCCUCUGCUGGCAAACUGAUCUCGGGUCAGACUCACCAGUGCAUUCUUUCAACACAGUGCCGUACGCUUCAAUCUGAUCAGGUAGGCAGGUUGAAUACACACUCACUCAC
Danio rerio (zebrafish) is the source of this 3480-nucleotide messenger RNA. Lineage: Eukaryota; Metazoa; Chordata; Actinopteri; Cypriniformes; Danionidae. The record is from RefSeq and is a predicted model, not a curated record.